This is a messenger RNA of Octodon degus (degu), 1507 nucleotides long. RefSeq names its product Kruppel like factor 4 (gene Klf4). Lineage: Eukaryota; Metazoa; Chordata; Mammalia; Rodentia; Octodontidae. The coding region runs from base 35 to 1507 and encodes 490 amino acids. The record is from RefSeq and is a predicted model, not a curated record. Gene Ontology annotation, molecular function: DNA-binding transcription factor activity, RNA polymerase II-specific; RNA polymerase II cis-regulatory region sequence-specific DNA binding. The transcript is spliced from 4 exons. Gene Ontology annotation, biological process: regulation of transcription by RNA polymerase II.
UCGGGCUCCCGAGGAUCUUCUGGGCCCCAUAUUAAUGAGGCAGCCACCUGGCGAGUCUGACAUGGCUGUCAACGACGCGCUGCUCCAGUCCUUCUCCACGUUCGUGUCCUGCCCGGCGGGAAGGAAGAAGACACUGCGUCCGGCAGGUGCCCCGAAUAACCGCUGGCGGGAGGAGCUCUCUCACAUGGAGCGACCUAAUCCAGGGCUUCCCGGCCGCCCCUACGACCUGGCGGCGGCGACCGUGGCCACGGACCUGGACGGUAGCGCGGGCGCGGCGUGCAGCGCUGGCUACGCAGCCCACCUACCCCGCAGAGAGUUGGAGGGGUUCAACGACCCUCUGGACCCAGAGUUCAUUCUCUCCAACUCAUUGUCGCACCAGGAGUCCGUGGCCGCCACCUUCUGCUCCUGGGCGGCAGCCUCGUCCUCGUCCUUCCCGUCGAGCAGCGGCCCGGCCAGCGCGCCCUCCACCUGCAGCUUUAGCUACCCCAUGCGGGCCGGGGGCGACACGGGCGUGGCUCCGGGCGGUACCGGAGGCGGCCUGCUGUACGGCCCGGAGUGUGCGCUCCCUCCCGCGGCGCCCUUCAACCUGGCGGAUAUCAACGACGUGAGCCCUUCGGGGGGCUUCUUGGCCGAACUCCUGGGGCCUGAGUCGGACCCGGCGUACAUUCCACCACAGCAGCCGCCGCCAGGUGGCAGGCUGAUGGGCAAGUUUGUGCUGAAGGCGUCGCUGAGCCCCCCGGGAAGCGAGUACGGCAGUCCUUCGGUCAUCAGUGUUAGCAAAGGCAGCCCGGAUGGCAGCCACCCGGUGGUGGUGGCGCCCUACAACGGCGGGCCGUCGUGCAUGUGCCCUAAGAUCAAGCAGGAGGCGGUGUCGUCCUGCACCGUCGGCCGGCCCCUGGAGGCCCACUUGGGCGCUGGACCGCCGCUCAGCCACGGGCACUGGCCCAGCGCACACGACUUCUCCCUGGGGCAGCAGCUCCCGACCCUGGGUCCCGAGGAACUGCUGAGCACCAGGGACUGUCACCCUGCCUUGCCGCUUCCUCCUGUCUUCCAUCCCCAUCCGGGACCCAACUACCCACCCUUUCUGCCCGACCAAAUGCAGCCGCAGGUCCCACCGAUUCACUACCAAGAACUCAUGCCACCUGGUUCCUGCCUGCCAGAAGAUCCCCAGCCAAAGACGGGAAGAAGGUUGUGGCCCCGGAAAAGGAAGGCCAUCCACGCUUGCCAUUAUGCCGACUGCGGCAGAAUCUAUACAAAGAGCUCUCAUCUCAAGACACACCUGCGAACCCACACAGGUGAGAAACCGUUCCACUGUGACUGGGACGGCUGUGAGUGGAAGUUUGCCCGCUCAGAUGAACUGACCAGGCACUACCACAAGCACACGGGGCACCGCCCCCUGCAGUGCCAGAAGUGCGGCCGGGCCUUUUCCAGGUCGGACCACCUCGCCUUACACACGAAGAGGCACUUUAAAACCUCAAAGAAGGGCUGGGGAGAAGGGGAGGCGUAA